CGCCGCGGCUCUCCAAACAUUCUCGGCUCUCAUUGAGUCAGUGAAGCGCAUAUCAGUGUGUGUAGUACUGACAGUGACACUCGCACACACAUUCACUGAUUACACACGAACACAUUAUCAUAUUCACACAGACAUGGACUCAGAUGAGGGCUACAACUAUGAGUUUGACGAUGAAGAGGAGGAGGAGGACGAAGACGACGAGGAAUGUAGCGAAGACAGCGGCGAGGAGGAGGCCGAGGAUGACCUGGGCGAGGUGGAGCUGCUGGACCCCGCGGUGGCCGGUGGAGAGCAAGACGAGAGCGGCGAAACCGGCGGCGGCCUGGGCCCCGGUCAGGAGGACGAGGACUACCGCUUCGAGGUGCUGACCACCGAGCAGAUCCUCCAGCACAUGGUGGAGUGCAUCAGGGAGGUGAACGAGGUCAUACAGAACCCAGCAACAAUAACCAGAAUACUCCUCAGUCACUUCAACUGGGACAAAGAGAAGCUUAUGGAGAGGUACUUUGACGGAAAUCUGGAUAAGUUGUUUUCAGAGUGCCAUGUCAUAAAUCCCAGUAAAAAGUCCAAGACACGACCAAUGAGCACACGCUCCUCCAGUCAGGACAUGCCUUGCCAGAUCUGCUAUCUCAACUACCCAAACUCGUAUUUCACAGGUCUAGAGUGUGGACACAAAUUCUGCGUGCAGUGUUGGGGUGACUACUUAACAACCAAAAUUAUUGAGGAAGGGAUGGGACAGACGAUCUCGUGUCCUGCUCACAGCUGUGAUAUUCUGGUUGACGAUAACACUGUAAUGCGAUUGAUCACAGAUUCUAAAGUGAAGUUGAAGUAUCAACAUUUAAUCACAAAUAGUUUUGUAGAGUGUAACAGACUGUUGAGAUGGUGUCCGGCUCCUGACUGCCAUCACGUGAUCAAAGUUCAAUAUCCUGAUGCCAAACCAGUUCGCUGCAAAUGCGGGAGACAAUUCUGCUUCAAUUGUGGAGAAAACUGGCAUGACCCAGUGAAAUGCAAGUGGUUGAGGAAAUGGAUAAAGAAGUGCGAUGACGACAGUGAAACCUCCAACUGGAUUGCAGCUAAUACCAAGGAAUGUCCCAAAUGUCAUGUUACCAUUGAAAAAGAUGGAGGCUGUAAUCACAUGGUGUGUCGAAACCAGAAUUGUAAAGCAGAGUUCUGCUGGGUUUGUCUUGGCCCUUGGGAGCCCCAUGGUUCUGCUUGGUACAACUGUAAUCGCUACAAUGAAGAUGAUGCCAAGGCGGCCAGAGAUGCUCAGGAGCGUUCCCGUGCAGCCCUGCAGCGCUACCUCUUCUACUGCAACCGCUACAUGAACCACAUGCAGAGCCUGCGCUUCGAGCACAAGCUGUACGCGCAGGUCAAGCAGAAGAUGGAGGAGAUGCAGCAGCACAACAUGUCAUGGAUCGAGGUGCAGUUCCUCAAGAAGGCCGUGGACGUGCUCUGCCAGUGCCGCUCCACGCUCAUGUUCACCUACGUCUUUGCCUUCUACCUCAAAAAGAACAACCAGUCCAUCAUCUUCGAGAACAAUCAGGCUGAUUUGGAGAAUGCCACAGAGGUGCUCUCGGGUUAUCUUGAGCGAGAUAUCUCCCAGGAUUCAUUGCAAGAUAUCAAACAGAAAGUUCAGGAUAAGUAUAGAUACUGUGAGAGUCGGCGACGAGUGCUGCUGCAACACGUACACGAGGGAUAUGAGAAAGACUUGUGGGAGUACAUUGAAGACUGAGGAGCACUGCUGCAUCAUGAGCUUUUGAGCUCAUCAAAACUGAACAUGCUGUGAUCCCCGAUCACAGCUCUGGUGUCAGCCAUCACCACAGACCCUCUCCAUGUUGCAUCCUUUUACAUGGCAUAUGGAUUUUUGUUAUUAUUUAGAGUUUCUUAAUUUUACUUAAAUAAAAAGGUAGAAAAUACAAAUCAAACUCCAACGUCAGUAUUGCAGUUUGUAAGUUGAUUGUCGACACGGACAGAAAUAUUUUACAUCCUCCAUGUGUGGAGAUUCUUCAGUAGUCAGUUUGUUUUGUUGUUUUAGUGCUUUUUGUCAUUUUUCUGACGUUUUUUAUAGUGUGAUUUAAGAUUGGCUUGUGUGAAGCGUAGCUUUACAGGUCUGAGCCAUGCAGUGUUUUUUCGGGAUGCUUGAUUGGGUGGCUUAAAGCAAUUUUAUGUCUUUAUGCAGUGAGAAGGAUGUGUGUAUUUCAAGCUGUAAAUAGCACACGUGCAUGAAACAUGGAGUGGGAUGUUUUUCUGUUUUUAAUUUUUGAAAAAUAUUUAUUCUUUGCAGAUAUCCAAGAAUGUGUUUAAACAACAUGUGAGGCCACAUGACAUUUUUGCCUCGGAGUUGUUGUCGUUUUAAAUUGCUGGAGGUUCAAAACCUUUCUGGGAGGUUGCACACCCAAAACGGAGGCAUAGUAAGAGCAUAAUUACAUGCAAAUAUAACAGAUUGGAAAGUAAAAUUGGGUGAUAUGUUCUGGUUAUAUUUCACCAUAAAAUCAAAAGGAAUGCUUAAAUACCCCUCGCCCCAUUCACAUUACUGAAAUGCCAAAAAUGUAUUGAAUAAUACUAAUAAAAAUUAUUUUAAUAAUAAUUACUGCAAUACAGAUAUGAAAAUUAUCUUAAAUAUGUAAAUGUAAUUUAUGCUUAUAAAUACUUACUAUUCAUGUACUUUCUAAAUGUACUUUACAAUUUUUUCAUAAUAGUUAUGUCAUGAAAAUAAUACCACAAUCCAAAAAUCUUUCAUUAGACUUAAUGGUCCUAAAAUAGGCUUAAUUUUUUUCAUGUAAAUGAUCAUUUCUUAUUUUUCCAUUGAUUUUGCAGUGAAGGAUGUCCCUGACAUUUCUUGACAGGUUUCAUAUGAUUCAUCAAAUUGCUCUCAUUGGCUAAGGCAAUUCUGGAAGUGAACAGUUAGAGGAUGUUCAGAUGUUUGAGCUAAGAUCAACUGGAACAUAAACACCUUAUUAUUAAGAGCCGUCACAUCUUGGUUAAUGUUUGGCUGAUCAUUUAUCUCUUUAAAACAGCUGUUAUAUCAAACACACUACCAGAUGUUUUAUGAGAGCAAACUUGAGUGACAUUCACUCACAAAAACCUAAAGUCUCAGAUGCUUUUACAAGGUUUAUUUUACUUUCAUUUUUUAAUUAAAUGUAUGCACCUUUUGUAGUGUGAGAGGAGGCAGAUGAUAUAUUGGAAGCACUGUUGUAUUUCUUUACAUGACUGCCAAGCACUAUGUCGAGUAGUUGAAACCUUGCAUAGACAAAACUGGCUGUCAUGAACAAAAAACGUACCUUUUCUGUAAAGCUAAUAAGGCAAUUUGAGUGCUGUGUUUACACUAAUAUCAGCAAUGGUAACACACAUCAAGUUCAAUACAAAAUUUGACCAGAUGUGACACCCCUUGUCUUUUGUUUGUCUGCAAGAACUUACUUACAGUUUUUACUUCCUUUUUCAGGUCAUUUCUUCACCCCAUUUGAAUGCAUGGUAAUAAUUGUCAGUGCAUCAAACACAUGCAUCUGAACUUGGUUUGUAUGGUAGUUUACAACAACUUCUACUAAUUCUAAAGUAACACUUUACGGCCUCCGUGAUUGGCGCCUGAAUUUUCCUUUGCUCAUGUCAGUUUUGUUAAUCUUUUCUUGGAGUAAAAAACAAAACAAAAAAACUAACAAACUGAGGAACAACAGCAUUGCCUGUGCUGACAGAUGAGAUUUCUUCACCAAAGUGUGAAUCUAUAAAUUGAAAAAAGAGCAGUCUCUGGUUUAGAGAAGUGUUCGUCUUCAGUGGCUUUCCUGUGUUAUAACCAUUCUUAUUAAAAAAUAAAAUAAAAAAUUGUCAUAUUUAAAUAAACCUCAUGAAAAGUA
Messenger RNA from Myxocyprinus asiaticus (Chinese sucker), 3842 nucleotides. Its product is annotated as E3 ubiquitin-protein ligase arih1l-like. Bases 134 to 1726 code for a protein of 530 amino acids. The record is from RefSeq and is a predicted model, not a curated record. Gene Ontology annotation, molecular function: ubiquitin conjugating enzyme binding; ubiquitin protein ligase activity; zinc ion binding. NCBI's taxonomy places the organism in Eukaryota, Metazoa, Chordata, Actinopteri, Cypriniformes, Catostomidae. Gene Ontology annotation, cellular component: ubiquitin ligase complex; nucleus; cytoplasm. Gene Ontology annotation, biological process: positive regulation of proteasomal ubiquitin-dependent protein catabolic process; ubiquitin-dependent protein catabolic process; protein polyubiquitination. The transcript is spliced from 14 exons.